Paralichthys olivaceus (Japanese flounder) is the source of this 5581-nucleotide messenger RNA. RefSeq names its product myelin regulatory factor (gene myrf). Gene Ontology annotation, molecular function: DNA-binding transcription factor activity; sequence-specific DNA binding. Gene Ontology annotation, cellular component: nucleus; endoplasmic reticulum membrane. Lineage: Eukaryota; Metazoa; Chordata; Actinopteri; Pleuronectiformes; Paralichthyidae. Gene Ontology annotation, biological process: protein autoprocessing; positive regulation of DNA-templated transcription; central nervous system myelin maintenance. The record is from RefSeq and is a predicted model, not a curated record.
UCCUCAUCCUGUCUGAGUGAGAGAGGGAGAAGCAGCGGAGGAAGAGAAACUACUCCACAGCAACUUUAAACAACUUUCACGCACACUUUUUUUUUAACCUAAUACUUUCCUCGUCGAUUUUACGCGUUGUCCCUCCGGCAGAUGGGACUUUUUCUGCGGGGAAACCUUAGUUUAUUAUGCAGCUUGCAGGAGCUGAAGUGAAGGUGCGCCUGAAGGAAAAUGCUCUGACAUUGUUCUCGUGACGAUUUUUGUUGUCGCUUUGAUUAAAACACUUCUUACAGAGACUUUGAGAGUUUAAGUGUGCGCAGCGUCACUGGAAGCGUUUGGCCAUAAGGGACGUCAAUCCAGCGCCAAGUUGCUGAGCAGGAGAAGAGAAGAAGAAGCUCUCCUCACAGCGGUGGAUUCAUGUUGAACCACAACCAGAAAAGACACGACCAUUAGAAUCCGGAUUCAGUGAUGUACGUGUGAAGAGUUUCCCUGAUCCGAAUUGGUUUGGUUCGGACGACGGGAGACUUUAAUGGAUUUUUUAUGUGGGACCCGCUAGGAUGGACGUGGUAGAUGAAACAGAAGCGUUACAGAGAUUUUUUGAAGGUCAUGAUAUUACCAGUUCUCUGGACACAGCCAACAUCGACACCAGUAUCCUGGAAGAGUACAUCAGCAAGGAAGACGAUAGCACUGACAUCUGUUUCUCAGAGGUCCACAGCGCCCCGGGACCAAAUUACUCAUCUCCCCAGGCAGGAGUGUCCUCCUCUGGGGGGUUGGUUUGUGGUGUGAGCCCCCCUAUCCCACUACGGCAAGGAGCCCUUCCGCCUGGGCCCCCCAACUGUCAGAACACCUACCCCCCAGGUCCAUCCCUGGGCCUCCGACACAACUACCCCUGCCUGGGACAGCAGCAGCAGCAGCAGCAGCAGCAGCAGCAGCAGGCACACAUCAAGCCCGAGCACAGGGGCCACUACGCCCCAGGGACACUACCUGAGUCCCCCCCAGACUCCAGUUCAGAGCCCUACUCUCCACAGCAGGUGAAUGAUCCUCACAUGAUCAGGACCAUGACACCAGAGAACAUGUGUCACAUGACCCCAACGCCACCAAUACACUAUACGAGCAUGCAUCGGGACAUGUACCUCAAGCCCGAGCCCAUGAUAUCGCAGUAUCCCAUUGGCCCAGCCACAAGCGGAGGUGGAGACAUGCAGCAGACGCAGAUGCUCCAUCAGCUGCUACAGCAUCCUCAGGGGCAAGAUGGCAUCCCUGUUCACCAGGCCAAGAAGAGGAAGCACUCCGACUCGCCCAACAGCACCCUCAAUUCCCAAAUCCUCACAGGUAUCAUCAAACAAGAACCAGGUUUAAUGCAGGAUGCAGACAACGCCUACCUGGACCCAAACUAUCAGUGCAUUAAGUGGCAACCUCACCAGCAGAACAAGUGGACACCACUCUAUGAUGCAAACUGCAAAGAGCUUCCGAUGCCAACCUAUCGCGUUGAUGCAGACAAGGGUUUCAACUUCUCCUUGUCUGAUGACGCCUUUGUUUGCCAGAAGAAGAACCACUUCCAGGUCACAGUGUACGUAGGCAUGCUGGGCGACCCCAAGUACAUCAAGACGAGUGACGGCCUGCAGCCCAUCGACUGCUUCUAUCUUAAACUCAACGGGGUAAAGGUGGAGGCCAUAAAUCAGUCCAUCAGUGUGGAGCAGUCACAAUCUGACCGCAGCAAGAGACCGUUCAAGCCAGUGCUCGUCACCUUGCCACCAGAGCAGGUCACGAAGGUCACAGUGGGGCGGCUCCACUUCAGCGAGACCACGGCCAAUAACAUGAGGAAGAAGGGCAAACCAAACCCUGAUCAGAGGUAUUUCAUGCUGGUGGUGGCGCUGCACGCUCAGUCCCACAGUCAGACCUACACUGUGGCUGCUCAAGCGUCUGAGAGGAUCAUCGUCAGGGUAACGUCUGGCCAUGCAUCCAACCCAGGCCAGUUUGAAAGUGACAACGAGGUGCUGUGGCAGCGUGGACAACUACCAGACUCAGUCUACCACCACGGGAGAGUCGGCAUCAACACCGACAGGCCCGAUGAGGCCCUCGUCGUCCACGGCAACCUGAAGGUCAUGGGCUCUCUGGUGCACCCGUCUGACAUCAGGGCCAAAGAAAAUGUCCAGGAGGUCGACACCACAGACAAUUUGAAACGGAUCUCUCAGAUGAGGCUGGUCCAUUAUCAGUACAAGCCAGAGUUUGCUGCCACCGUGGGCAUAGAGAACACUGCAGACACCGGAGUGAUCGCUCAAGAGGUCCAGCAAAUCCUGCCUGAAUGCGUGAAGGAGGGGGGUGAUGUGGUGUGCGCCAAUGGAGAAACGAUUCCCAACCUGUUAGUUGUCAACAAGGAGCGCAUCUUCAUGGAGAAUGUGGGGGCGGUGAAGGAGCUUUGUAAGCUGACGGACAACCUGGAGACGCGCAUAGACGAACUGGAGCGCUGGAGUCGCAAGCUGGCCAAGCUGCGUCGUCUCGACAGCAUGAAGAGCACUGUGAGUGGAGGCACUGUCAGCCAAUCAGGAAGCUAUUUUAGCCGGACAGGAAGUGGCCCGCUCAAGAAGAAGACGGUCAAACCUGGGAGCAAGAGCUCGCCUCCAGAUCAGGGCUGCAUCAGUCAGAAAUUCAUGCAGGGAACCAUCCUGGCACUGGUCAUUGUCAUGGCCUUCAGUGUCAUUUCCAUGUCUGUUCUUUAUGUACUGACUCUUCACCACAGAGGAGACGUCACAGAUGGCUAUGUCCCUUCCUGUGUUCUCUACAUUUCUUGGAUGCCCAUCUUCACUGCCACUGUAACUUUCUGUCCACCUGUCUGCCCCUGGUCCAGGGCAGCACUGGGAUCUUCACGCAAGAGUGCCUCACUGUCCACCACUCCUGCACCUGCUUGCUGUUCAACCCCCGUCACAAACAACCAAUCAACCACAGUUUUGACUCUGAGUAACAACCAAUCCACAACAGAUUUAGGCAGCCUGGCUCCCACACCAGGCGUUAUCAGUAAGAAGGCCAAGUCCAGAGCGAUGGACAAGGAUGGCCACAGUAGAAACCGCCUGAGUCACACCUCAGCCCCUUUGUACUUUGCCAAGUCCAAAAGGCCGGCACCGACCGACCUGGACAGCGCAGGGUCUACCAACCGUCUGCCCGGGAGUCAGCCAGUGCCACGUAGACAGCGCAGCCUACAUACAAAGGAAGGAAGGUCAGCUCCCUCUCUGACCAGUCUACAUAUUGUUGAAACCAACCAAGAGAUCACAGCGCAAAGUUGUGCAACACCCAAAAGCUGCAGCUACACCAUAUCACUCCACGGAAAAAGAAAUUCCUCCACCUCACAAAUUACUUUGUACAUGACGUCCACAAAGAACGUGUGGGUUCAACAAUGUGGAGCCACCAAGGGACGGCUAUGCCCCAACCACACAGAGGCAGCGCUCUACAGGGGUCAGAGUACAUCAACAAAGGGGACUCGUCACAUGUGGUCAGUGCCUGUUCUGUCGUUCCAGGACGUCACCUAUCACUUCCGUGUGUCCCUGUCUAGUGAAGUGAGUUGUGCCACUGAAGCAGAAACCUCAUCCCUCUCUGACUACCAUUUUCUCAUCCAGAGCAGCUGUGUGUGAGGAGGAGGACGAUUUGCUCCACGUGCCUUUAAACACACCAUGUUUCUCCUUCCAUUUUAACACUGUUGUGGUGGGAGAGGGUUUUUGUAUCAUUCUUGUAUAUUAUUUUUAAAGAGAUUUAAUACAGAACAAACUAUAUACCACUGUCCCACUGUAAAGUCCUCCACAUAUAUUUGCAUUCAGACAUCUCUUAUUGCUGUGAUCACUGGAUUUUCAAACACUGUUUCACUCUCUUUUUUAUCUCUGUCACUGAAAAUGUUGUCAAUUGACAACUGUGUGUUGUCACUGUUCACUGCUAUUGUGAAAGUAACACCCAUGAUAGCUCACUUCAUUACUGAUCACUAUGUCCUCUAUAGUUAACAUACGUAAGCCAUAUCACUUUUUUAGGGGAUUUCACAUUUAAAUCUAAAGUCCAGACUAAGACUCUGUAGAUGACACUGCACACAUUUUUGUGUUAAGUUUUAUAAAAGUGUGUGUCUGCCUGGACACAGACACCAAUGUCAGAUGAAAACAGCAACACUGUUCACUAAUUGUAAACACUGGAGAGAAGAUGACUGGCCUCUGCUGAAGGCCCUCAGUGAAUGGUUGCAACUCACAAAGAAAAUAUACCUCAGUAGUGAACACUGGCAAACCCUGGGUCUCUACAGUGGAGCUUUGUGUUUGAGACUGCUGCAGCCUCUAGACAGUCUACUGUCUCCUCACACAGUGUCAGACUAAACGCUGUGCACAGAGGAACAUACUGUGCAGAAUUUCUAUCUCAGCUGUGGCGUCAAAUCAAACAUUAAAUUGUUGCAUGAAAUGUUAAUGCAGGGGAUUAAACUUAAAAAAUAAAUUCUCAUGACGAGUCCUUAAAUGAAAGCGUCCUUUUCAACAUUUUUACUGGAUAAAACGCGAUAAGACUGGAGAAGUAAACAAACCACUGGAAAUGACCAUGUAGAAACACUGACGGCUACUUGUAUCUGAUAAUGGAUAAAGUCCAACACUGACAAUAUUUCAAGAAACACUGGAAUAGGUUAGAUUGUAUGUUGCUAACUGGAAAGAAUGCUGGUGAGGCAAUAAAUGGCUUAUAUCAUUUCAGUGCACGCCCAAUCAUUUGUCUAAAACGGUACAUCUCAGCUCAGAGGCAACUCUGUGAAACUGCAUGUAUUUAUGCAAAAUUAGAUAAGAUACACUGGACUCUUCCAUGUUUUUCUGUGGGGGUUUUGAAUACUUUCACUUUUUUGUGCCUAUUCAAUUAAGUAUACCCACUCAUAACUUUUCAUACAACUGACUUGUAAAUUGUUUUUCUUUCUGUUAUAAUUUCUUGUUUUAAAAGCUUUCACCUUACUUACUCAAACCACCAUCUAUAUGUUGCGUUUGUCAAAAUUUGUUUUCAAAUCCAUAUUCCCUAUGUAAAUGCAUUCAGAAGAAAAAAUAGUGUAUUUCCAAUGUAAAAUCAACAUUAUAGGAAUAUAGGAUGAACAGCUUUCAGACAAAAGUUUUUUGAAUUUGUCGUAAUAUGAAUACUAUAAUGUUUUGAGUAUAAUUAUUAUGACUUCAGUGGGUAUAGUGUACUAUUUCAGCUUAUUUAUAAUGCACCAGCUAGCAUAAUGAAACCACUGUAGCACUUUUUGCACUGUAUAUACGCAAUGAACUGCUUCUGCUCUGUCCAGUGCACCAGAUUGGUUUCACAUACUCUGGUAGAAUUGCAUUGCAUGUAACUGUAUAGCUUCAUUUUGUUACUACCAAUGCUCAUUUUUAUGUGAUGUGUUUUAUGUAAUUGUUUUUAUAGUUCUUUUUUGGUUGUUGUUUUAUCAAUAAUAUAUUAACUUUUCGCUAUUGGAGCCCAGAAAUGAUUGAUAAGCAAGAGAAGACACACAUUUUAUUUCUAAUUUUAGCACUGUUUGUUAUGAGAAAAUGCCAUGACACUAAAAUGUAUUUUAAUAUCACUACUUUUACUUUUAAGCCUAUUUUAGCGCUACAUUUUCAAA